This is a messenger RNA of Hirundo rustica (Barn swallow), 1674 nucleotides long. Its product is annotated as protein NYNRIN-like. Gene Ontology annotation, biological process: DNA integration. The transcript has a single exon. Bases 344 to 1648 code for a protein of 434 amino acids. NCBI's taxonomy places the organism in Eukaryota, Metazoa, Chordata, Aves, Passeriformes, Hirundinidae. The record is from RefSeq and is a predicted model, not a curated record. Gene Ontology annotation, molecular function: nucleic acid binding.
UGACACCUGGUUUACUGAUGGAAGCAGCUAUGUCGUCAGUGGAAGAAGGCACGCUGGGUAUGCAGUUACCACAAGCAGAGAGGUAAUAGAGUCUGGGCCAUUACCAACUAAUACAUCUGCACAGAAGGCUGAAAUAAUUGCCUUAAUCCGAGCCCUAGAGCUGGCAAAAGGAAAAGAGAUCAACAUCUACACGGACUCAAGGUAUGCAUUCGGAGUGGUUCAUGCUCACGGAGCCAUCUGGAAGGAAAGAGGACUGCUGAAUUCACAAGGCAAGAGUAUUAAACACGCACAAGAGAUACUGAGGCUAUUAGAUGCCAUACAACUACCUGAGAGAGUAGCCAUAAUGCACAUAAAGGCACACCAAAAAGUGAGCUCUGAAUUGGAAGAAGGGAAUAUGCUGGCGGACAGAGAGGCAAAAGAAGCAGCAAAAGGUGAGGUACCCGAUAAGGCUGUUGAGGCAGCAUUGAUUCCAGAUGGAAAAGUUUCUAUUGAAGGUAAGCCAGUGUACAAUAAGAAAGAUAAGAAACUUAUCAAGGUAGAAAAGGCAAGUUAUAAUCAGGAGGGAUGGGCUGUAACAGAAGAAGGGAAACUUGUAGUACCCUCCUAUUUGUUGUGGUCAUUAGUACAGAGGGAACAUGAGAAAACACACUGGGGAAUAGAUGCCCUGUAUAACCAUUUGAAAGAAAGAAUCAUGGCCAGGAAAUUGCAGGGCACAGUGAUACAAGUAACUCGUCAGUGUAGUCUUUGCCUCCGAACUAACCCUAAAAAUACCCCAAAGCCUAAAGUGGGACAAAUUGGGAAAGGUUGUGGACCUGGGCAACAAUGGCAAAUUGAUUUUACAGAACUGCCCAGGAAGGGAGGGUAUCGUUACCUAUUGGUGUUAACUGAUACCUUUUCAGGAUGGCCAGAAGCCUUUCCUGCCAGGACAGCUAAGGCCCGAGAGGUGACCAAAGCGCUGUUGCAAGAAAUAAUACCACGAUUUGGAGUUCCAGCCACCAUAUCCUCAGAUAGGGGACCACACUUUAUUUCGAAAAUUGUGCAGCAAAUAAGUCACCACCUGGGAAUAGACUGGGAAUUGCACACCCCAUACCACCCUCAAUCUAGCGGCCAGGUGGAAAAGAUGAACCAUUUGAUUAAACAACAAAUUGUAAGACUGGGGCAAGAAGCAAAUUUGUCCUGGCCUCAGGCUCUCCCAUUGGCCUUGUUGCGAAUUCGGACAAAACCAAGAGCAAAAGAGAAACUAAGCCCUUUUGAAAUAUUGUAUGGAAGGCCAUAUGCAGUUCAAGAGGGAACAGCAUCCAUUCAAGUAGGGGAAGAAACCCUACAUGGAUAUAUGGUGGCCCUAAAUAAACAACUUAGAGAAAUUGAGAAGUAUGUGGCUGGAACUCAAAACAGAGAACUAGAUGGGCCAGUACAUGAUGUACAACCUGGGGAUUAUGUGUAUGUUAAGUCUUUUGCAGAAAAAACCUUAGAACCACAGUGGGAAGGACCAUUCCAGGUGCUCCUCACUACCUUCACUGCAAUCAAGAUCCAAGAACAGAAGGCCUGGAUCCAUCACUCCCGAGUGAAGAAAGCCCCAGAAGGAAUUUGGAAAGCCACACCAGGCGAUAACGAACUGAAGCUGAAGCUCACUCGGAACAACGAAUAAAUGGACUAAGAGUUAUUUUGGACAUU